AUGCUUGCUGAUUGUCUGUACAAAUUUAAGGUGCGAGUGGAAGAGGUACCGGAAGAUGAGCAGAGCAUUGGACAGGGCGAACAUCUUUUGCCUGUUGGACAUUUCGAUAAAGAUCCAGCACGCAUGUUUGGUGUACCGUUUUUCAUAAAGGUUACAAAUGGGGAGACGCUGGAUAGUGUGAGUGAGCGAAUAAGGAAGAAACUGGACAUUACUCCCAAGGAAUUUGAGAAGUAUAAAUUCGCUGUAAUAGUGAACAAUCGAGUGAGCAAGUACCUGGACCGUGAAAGUGUGGUUAAUCUCAAUGAACUGGCACACACUCAUAUUACAGGAUAUGCAUCGGCGCCCUGGCUUGGUCUUGAUCAUAUGAACAAAAGUCGUGGUGCACGUGGCUCGCACACGACCGAAAAAGCAAUCGUUAUUCAUAACUGA
This is a messenger RNA of Gongylonema pulchrum, 429 nucleotides long. Lineage: Eukaryota; Metazoa; Nematoda; Chromadorea; Rhabditida; Gongylonematidae. The record is from the annotation of a GenBank genome assembly.